UAUUCCACAAAAGAGCUUUAUGUGGGGAAAAAUUGUGUAGGAAACAUAUUUUCCAGGCCAUUAAAGCUUGUUGGUGAGACCUGUGCUGGGAUCUGGUGGCAUCCGUGAAGAUUGACUCAAAAAAACAUGCUGCCAAUCAGAUGACUUUGAAGGAGUACCUGGAGGUUCCACCCCAGCAUCGAGGAGGAAGUGCAGCCAGCGUAAACGAACACUGAAUUAUUUCAAUCGGCGAGCGAAUCACUUUAGUCGUACAGGUCCACCAUGCAGACGUUGAGAGAGAAUAAGACUUUGAUUACAGAGAUCCUGUCUGCGGAACCUGAGUUCAUCCUUCAGCAUGUGCAGCAGGCGAAGAUAGUGAACCAGCGUGAAUACAACAACCUAAACGUCACUGGUCAUCCCCCAGAGACCAUCAUCAUCAAUCUUCUGGACAAAGUGAUGAACAAAGGAAACGAAAAAUGCCUCGACUUUGUGACCCUGCUGCAGCAACCAAAUAUCAUAGAUACCUACUCUAGAAUGGAGGAAGUAUUCAGCAACAACCUCACAGCACCCAGUGACCACACCUUCAGCACAGGAACCAGAGGCCCAUACACAACCUCCAGUACAGAUACUACUGGCCAGGCGGUUGGAAUGAGCAGUGAGGUCUGUCAAUACCGAAUGACCAGCCUGCCACGUGGUCAUUGUUUAAUCAUCAACAAUGUGCACUUUAUUCAAAUGGGGGAAAGAAGGGGAUCAGACAAAGAUGCUGAGGUUCUGAAGGAUGUGUUCCAGUGGCUCGGUUUUAAGGUGACUGUACUCCUAGACCAGACAGCACUGCAGGCCCGCGAGGAAUUGAAGAGGUUUGGUGACGAGACGCAUGGCGACGCCUUUGUCUGCUGCGUACUGAGUCAUGGUGGCAAAGGAGUUAUCUAUGGCACAGACGGCGAACCCAUCUCCACCAAUGACCUCAUCUCACCCUUCAAAGGCACCAACUGCUCCACCCUCAUUGGCAAGCCCAAGGCCUUCUUCAUCCAGGCAUGUAGGGGGAAAGAUACCCAAGCUAGAGUGCAGUUGGAGGCAGACGAAAAUCCAGGUGUAAAUCCAGGUCACCAGAUCUACAUUCCAGCUGAUGCCGAUUUCCUGUUUGCCAUGGCCACUGUCGAAGACUACUACUCGUUCAGAGUCCCAACCAGUGGGUCCUGGUUCAUCCAGACUCUGUGCAAACAGCUCAAACAGGGCUGUCCCAGAGGUGAUGACAUCCUGACCAUCCUAACACAGGUCAAUAGAGACGUAAGCCAGAUGGAUGACCGAUACCGGGAUAAGAAGUCCAGGGAAUACAAGCAGGCCAAGCAGAUGCCCGAGCCCAAGUACACGCUGACGAAGAGGCUGGUGUUCACAGUGCCGCCCCAAUGAGACGACGCCAGAGACAGAAGAGAAAGACAUCUCACAGGAGAGUGAGACAUCUCACAGGCCAUUUUUUUUUAUGGUAGGGUAAGGCGAGCAGAGAGACAGUUCUUAUUGGGCAGUUUCCCAUUGAAAAAAAUCCUGUCUGUUUAAGUGGGCGUUCUUUCUCACGUGAGCAUGCCAGAGAUUACCGAGGAACUGUUGGCUCACGCGGGAAAGCAUGCGCACACGAGUGACAGGAACCUUGACCAUUUUUUUCAAUGGUAAACAGCCUUUAUUAGACAUCUUCAUUAUCCACCAUCUUUGACGAUGCGCAAUGACCCAACAACCUGAAGACCCAGAGGUCACUUCCUGUUGUCGUGGUCACUGUGGUGUUUUAUGUUUAUGUUCUGAGCUGAUCUGCUGCUUGGUGUUGAAAUGAAAUGUUAUGCCUUGUUUUAAUAUUUUUUUCCUUUUAUAGUGGGGGGUGGUUUCGUGCUCGUGGGAAUGUUGUGUUCACGUGCUAGUCGGAAAUGGGAAAAUCUGAAAUUUCCAAUUUGCAAACUGGGGGUGAGCUAGCUAACAUUGCUAAUAAUAAAGUUAGCUAGCUUGCUUAACAUUGACAUAUGGUCAAACUGCCUACAUUCUCCAUUUUGGUAAGGUUGUAAUUGUCCAACGCAGAUUUGUCGUCAUCUUCUGGUUCAAAAGGUAAAAAGUCAGUGGUGAUACAUCACAAUUUGGCAACAAGAUUUGAGUUUGCCACUUGGAGUGCUGGUUAAAUGAAAUUUCCCACUGGGAACUAGGAGCUUCCGAUAGCACGUGAACGCAACUCCAGCAGAUAUACCAAAAGUCCAGGGGCAUUGCUGCAUCUCGAUCAAGUAAACUAGGCUAGAUUUAACCAAACUAAGAAUGUAUUUGAUAUGUGAAGAGCUCAGGAUCACCAUUCUUUGUAAACAAGUGGAUUCUCAUAGCAAGAACAAAGUAAAUCGAUAUCAACACAUUGCUUAAGCUUCACUUUAUUGCAUGUUGUGAUUUGAUAUUUCCUAAUUUGGGUUAUUUUUUUACAAUCAUGUUCUUACCUGCCUUUCACCUUAACAUGUUUUAUACCUGGAAAUAAAUAUUUUAAUCCAA
This is a messenger RNA of Oncorhynchus mykiss (rainbow trout), 2490 nucleotides long. Its product is annotated as caspase-8. Gene Ontology annotation, biological process: regulation of apoptotic process; proteolysis. Lineage: Eukaryota; Metazoa; Chordata; Actinopteri; Salmoniformes; Salmonidae. Gene Ontology annotation, molecular function: cysteine-type endopeptidase activity. The record is from RefSeq and is a predicted model, not a curated record.